CUUGAAGGUAAACAAAUACCAGAUAUACAGGAGUGCACGACGUGGAUAGUCGUCCUCGAAGUUAUCUGGAAAGACCAAAUGGCUACUUUGUCUAGUUCUGUGACUCUGGACAGAGCUUAUUUUGAAACCCUGCUGCGAAAAGCCCAGUUUCAUUCUUCUGGCGUAGACCACAGUACUCCUACGGACCUGCCCAUGGUGACAAUUACCAAAUCUGACUACGAUGGGCUGCUUGUUUCUUCUCGAGAAUACGCAAAUCUACGCCGGAACCUAUACAAAGGGGGGGUCUCAAAAGACAUUCUUGAUAUCCUUGUUAACGACACUCCAAUCAGCGCUCAGGAUAGCACCAACUUGGCACCAGGCGGCACAUCAGAUGCCAACCCCCCACAAUUGACUCGGGCCCCAGAGCCUCCCACAGCAUAUGGAAUUGCUCCCAGUUAUCACAACGAAAACGCCAAUAAAUACACAAACUAUGGCAGCCACAUGGUGGGCCAUACAUCGAAGGCCGUAGAAUACAGUGGUCAGUUCGAUGACAUCUAUUCUCAAAAUGAAGGGCAGGAUGGGUACUUCAACAAUGGCAACAACCGCACUGAAGUUGGCCGUGAUGGCCAGUUUUUGAGAAACGCCAAGCGUACGAUACAAUUGAGCAACCUCCCAGAAGCGACCACGCAUGCAGAUGUGACAGAUGCGGUCAAAGGUGGAAUGCUACUUGAUGUUUUCCUUCGCAGCCAAGAUCGAGCUGCAUCUAUCUCUUUUCUAGACGGGAAUGCUGCGAACGAUUUUUUCCGCUAUGCUAAGCGCAACGAUCUUUAUAUUUGCGGGAAAAGGGUCGCGAUUUCGUGGUCAGACCGACACUUCACCCUCGCGAACCAUGUCGCCCAUAAGAUUGGAAUGGGUGCAACGAGAAAUAUCGUUAUUCGAUCCGCAAGUACAAGGCACACGGAUGAGUCUAUCCGGGAAGAUCUGGAUCACAUCCACAACCUAGUCGUCAUCAGCAUUAAAUUCGUCGACAGAGAUGCUCAUAUAUCAACCAAUUCCGUCCACAAUGCCAUGUUUGCGAGAACCUGCAUGAUGUCACGAAGCAAAUACAAGGGCUGCAAAAUCGAAUGGGAUAUCGAUGAGUGUGCUGCUCCCAUCCCAGUCCUCAAACCACGCCCAGUUCAAAAGGAGAAUAAUGCACCGAAGCCAAGAGCUCCAAUCAACCGAUUUGCUCUGCUCAACAUGGAUGGCGCUACAGAUAGCUCGGCUGACGAAGAUUCUAUGCUGGGCAUGGACAGCUUUCAGGCAGACCUCGUCUCUGGUUUGAACGGGGUUGCUGUGUGAACACUAUUGUGAUUCUCGAGUGCUGAUUCACUGAGAACCGUAUUCAGUUUAUGUGUCUUAUAUUAUUUUCUUAUUUCUUUAGCAAAUUACCUCUGAUAUCGGGCUGGGCGUCACACAUGGUACUUUCUUUUAUGGCCGCCUGCGAUUGGCACUUCUCAUGUUUACCACCACAGAUACCCAAAAAUUUGCUUUGCCUUUGCUUUUACCAACCUUCUCGGUAUCUGCGGAUGAUUCGUUUUAGCUACUAGAGUAUGUAGCAUGUCCGAGUAGUAGCGCUAGAGAUGCCACGUUAAGAAAAGGAAUGAUUUAUAUGCCUCCGUUUAUUUUUGAUUGCCAAAUGUCCAGAGGAAAGGGAGUGUAUAACAGCGAACGAAAGGGUUUGGACUACCUGCAAAUCCUGUUGCCGCUCCUACUCGAAAAAGAUCGCGAUUGUUUGAUCCAACUUAAAGUUAUCAGAUGAUUUAUU
Messenger RNA from Pseudogymnoascus destructans, 1786 nucleotides. RefSeq lists its product as uncharacterized. The transcript has 8 exons. The record is from RefSeq and is a predicted model, not a curated record. NCBI's taxonomy places the organism in Eukaryota, Fungi, Ascomycota, Leotiomycetes, Thelebolales, Thelebolaceae. The coding region runs from base 79 to 1320 and encodes 413 amino acids. Gene Ontology annotation, molecular function: nucleic acid binding.